ACAAAACUGAAGAGUGUGGAACUAAACUCACAUCAACAUUCUACACUGACGAUCAUAUUGAUGAAUAUUUGAUCAAAAUAUCAGGAUGUUUCAGGCCUCCAUCAUCCUGCUGUGCUGUUUACUGAGUGCAGCUGGAGAUGAGAUGGUCACACUGCAGGAAGUGGAAGGAACCACUAUAACGCUCCAUAGUGGGAUUACUGGAAUUCAGAGUGAUGCUCAUAUAGUUUGGUUUUAUGGACCUGAGAAAGCAGAAGACAUUAUAUUGAACAGUCAGAUGUUUAAAGGAGAAACUGUUACAGAAAUCAGUGAGAGAUUUAAAGAGAGACUGCAGCUGAACAGAAGCAGUGGAGCUUUAACCAUCAGGAACAUCAACAGGAACCAUUCUGGAGUUUAUUUAUUACAAGUCAUCACUGGACGUCUCUCAUCUAGGACUUUCAGAGUAAGUGUUUAUGCUCCAGUAUCAACUCCAGUAAUAAAUCUAAGAGGAAAAAGAAGUGGGUUCUCCACAGAGUCGUGUUCCCUCUUGUGCUCUGUGGAGAAUGGAGAAGAUGUGAAAUUAUCCUGGUACAGAGAGAAUGAGAGAAUCUCCAUCACCAAUAACACAGAUCUCAGUGUUCCCCUCAAUCUCCCACUUCAAAUACAACACCAUGAGAAGAACACGUAUAUCUGUGUGUCUGCAAACCCUGUCAGCAAUAAAACUACUUCUCUCAGCAUCACACAGCUCUGUGUUCACAACUCAGGUACAUCAGAGCAUUUAAAUAUUCAUGCUGGAGUGAUCUGAUUGGUCAAUAAAUAU
This is a messenger RNA of Silurus meridionalis, 796 nucleotides long. Its product is annotated as signaling lymphocytic activation molecule-like. Lineage: Eukaryota; Metazoa; Chordata; Actinopteri; Siluriformes; Siluridae. Bases 86 to 781 code for a protein of 231 amino acids. The record is from RefSeq and is a predicted model, not a curated record. The transcript has 3 exons.